Molecule: messenger RNA, 597 nt
Organism: Dreissena polymorpha
Lineage: Eukaryota; Metazoa; Mollusca; Bivalvia; Myida; Dreissenidae
Exons: 2
Coding region: 1-597 (198 amino acids)
Source: RefSeq, a predicted model, not a curated record
AUGCGACUUUGCGUCGUAAAAGGUGAUGGGCCUGCACUGUUCGGAAGGGACUGGCUGAGUCACAUCAGACUGGACUGGGACACACUUUUUAACAUGAACUCUGUGACAACGGAAGGCCUGAAGCCAAAAAUAGAGAAAGAACUGGACAGUCUCGAGAGUCAAGGAAUCAUCUCGAAAGUGGACACCAGUGAAUGGGCGACACCGAUCGUUCCUGUCGUAAAAGGAAACGGCGAUGUGAGAAUAUGCGGUGAUUUUAAGGUUACCGUAAAUCAAUCAAUCAAGGUUGAUAGAUAUCCUCUCCCAAGAAUCGAGGACAUUUUCGCCAAUCUGUCAAAUGGUCGAAAAUACAGCAAGCUUGAUAUAAGACAAGCGUACCUACAACUAGAAUGCGAGGACGAAACCAAGGAGUUGCUAACGAUCAACACCCACAGAGGAUUGUACCGUUUCAACCGGAUGCUAUAUGGGGUUUCUUCUGCUCCAGCUAUAUGGCAACGCACAAUGGACCAAAUUCUUCAAGGAAUCCCUGGGAUGCAGUGCAUGCUGGAUGAUAUGGUGAUUACUGGUGAAAGUGAUAUUGAAUACACCACCUCCAUGUGA